GUCAGAAGUUGUAAGCCAUUUUAAACCUGAGAAUUAACAUACACUAUACCGUGGUGUAUACUCAAGUUAUACCAUCAUAUUAGAUCAAGACAUAAUCAGCUUGGAAGGAUGGCAGAAAAACCUGAAGGCACAGAGGAAUGGGGGGCAAUCGUUCACCGCUAUAAAGGUCUCUUCAACAGUCAAACCAUGAGUGAUAUUCAGUUCAGUUUUGGUGCCUCUCGAGAGUCUACAGUGUAUGCUCAUAAGGUGAUAAUAGGGGCAGCCAGUGAUGUGUUCAAGAGUAUGUUAUAUGGGGACCUUAAGGAGACAAGUGAUGUCAUUGAUAUCCCAGACAUUUCAAUGGAAAUUUUUCUUGAAAUCAUGAGAUUCAUUUACUAUGGGGAAGUUAUCCUAACACCAGAAAAUGUCCUGGAAAUUGUCUAUGCUACCAAGAAGUACCUAGUUCCAGGCUUGGGUGAAAAAUGCAGAAAAUUCCUUGAUGAAA
Messenger RNA from Owenia fusiformis, 484 nucleotides. The record is from the annotation of a GenBank genome assembly. Lineage: Eukaryota; Metazoa; Annelida; Polychaeta; Sabellida; Oweniidae.